UUCAAACAUUUCUGCAUUUUUGUCAUAUAUAAUUAGUAUAGUUUUCAUUCAAACUUGGACUUCUAUAAAUUAUUGGAUGUCCCAAAUAAUUUUGAGUUACUUCCCAACUGGAUCUGCCAGUUAAAUGUUGAUAAUUUUCUUUAGUGGCUUACACUUUGGAAAUCAAUUUCUCUUAAAAGUCCUGCCAGUUGGACCAUUAUGUGGAUUACAUCUUCCACUCAUCCUCUAAAGGUAUGAGCAAAAUACCAAAGAGCCAACUCAUGAGUUAUAGCAAGGUCCCAUAAAAAUUUUGGCUUGAGGAUUCCAGUCUGGAUAGUAAUUCACCAGAUCAGAGAAAAAGAUUGGCAGACUUCUCAAGUUAAGAGCCAUGUCUAUGCGAAAAGGAGUAAUCCACAAUCUUGCAAAACUUAGUACAAGAGGUACUCCAAAAAGAUCCAGAUCUGCAGGAACAAAGUUGCUUCUUUCUUCAGAGGAAACAACAGAAGUUAUAUUCCUCCCAAAAGCAAGAUCCUUUUGUAAUAGCACAGAUCUUUCCAAGAAUGAAUCUGAAGUUAUCAAACAUGAAAACAUAUGUAGAGAAUCUGGAAAGACAAUAAGUGUCUUUGAUUUCAAAAGUUACAUGCUUCAAAAGAUCAAAUCUGUCAAUCAAGCCUUAGAUGCUGCUGUUCCAAUCAGAGAGCCUAUCAAGUUCCAUGAAGCAAUGAGAUACUCACUCCUUUCUGAAGGCAAGCGGGUUUGCCCUGUACUCUGCAUAGCCGCCUGUGAGCUUGUUGGUGGCCAAGAAUCAACGGUGAUGCCUGCUGCUUGCGGAAUGGAGAUGAUAAUCUCUAUGUGUCUGAUGCACGACGACCUUCCCUGCAUGGACAAUGGUGAUCUCCGUCGAGGAAAGCUGUCAAAUCACAAGGUUUUUGGUGAAAAUGUCACUGUUCUAGCUGGUUAUUCACUUGUUGCCUUAGCAUUUGAGCAUAUGGCAACAACCACUAAAGGGGUGCACCCAAAAACAAUGGUUCGUGCUGUUGGAGAACUAGCAAGAUUGAUAGGACCCGAGGGGGCAGUGGCUGGCCAGGUGCUUGACUUGCUGUGUGGAGAUAAAUCUGAUACUGGAUUAGAAGAGCUCAAGUAUAUUCAUAGUCACAAGACAGCGGAUUUUACAGAGGCCGCGGUCAUUGUAGGAGCAUUGGUUGGUGGUGCAUCUGAGGAGGAGAUUAAUAGACUUAGGAAAUUCUCGCAGUGUUUUGGACUGAUGUAUCAGGUUGUGGAUGAUAUUCUUGAUGUUACUAAAUCCUCUGAGCAAUUAGGAAAGACAGGGGGGAAGGAUUUGUUGGCUAACAAAUUGACGUACCCAAAGAUGAUUGGCAUUGACAAGUCCAAAGAAUAUGCUCAAAAUGUUAGCAAGGAGGCCAAGGAGCAGCUUGUUGGUUUUGAUCCAGAGAAGGCAGCUCCACUACUUGCUAUGACAGAUUUCGUUCUUCAUCGGCAAAAAUGAUCUUGUUAAGAU
Molecule: messenger RNA, 1498 nt
Organism: Solanum verrucosum
Lineage: Eukaryota; Viridiplantae; Streptophyta; Magnoliopsida; Solanales; Solanaceae
Product: geranylfarnesyl diphosphate synthase, chloroplastic-like
Exons: 2
Coding region: 368-1486 (372 amino acids)
Biological process (GO): isoprenoid biosynthetic process
Molecular function (GO): geranylgeranyl diphosphate synthase activity
Source: RefSeq, a predicted model, not a curated record